ACUGGACAAACUGAUGUCACUUCCACAACAGAUGAAGUUGGUACUACGGAUGUAACAACUGGGCAAACUAUUGGCACGUCCACAACCGAUCAAUCUGGAAGCACUGAGCUAACAAGUGAGCAAACUGAUGGCACCUCUCCAACUGAUCAGACUUUUACAACAAAUGAAUCGCCCACAGCUCAGUCCAGUGAGACCUCCUCAACAACCGACCAAACUGAUACAACUUCUGCAAUGUUAACGACUGAGUCCACGAAUCCCACUGCAACUUCUGACCAAACUGCCACAACAGUCUCAAUGUUGUCAACAGAGUCCACUGAUGCAACGUCUUCCACUGACUACAUCACAACCACUGAAUCAACUGUAACAAGUGAAACCACUGAGGGCACAUCCACAUCUGAUUCAUCUGGUACGACUGAGGUAACAACUGGACAAACUGAUGUCACUUCCACAACAGAUGAAGUUGUUAGUACGGAUGUAACAACUGGGCAAACUAUUGGCACGUCCACAACCGAUCAAUCUGGAACCACUGAGGUAACAAGUGAGCAAACUGGUGGCACGUCCACAACUCAUCCAUCUGGGACAACGGAGGUUACAAGUGGGCUAACUGAUGGCACCUCUACAACUGACCAGACUUAUAUAACAGAUGAAUUGUCCACAGCAAAGUCCACUGACACCUCUUCAACCACCAUUAAAACCUAUCCAUCUGCUGCAAUUUUAACAACUCAGUCUACUGAUGCCACCGCAACUUCUGACAAAACGGCCACAACGGUAUCAAUCUUAUCAACUCUGUACACUGAUGCAACUUCUUCCAAUGACUACACCACAACCACUGAAUCAUCUGUAACAAGUGAACCCACUGAGGGCACAUCAACAUCUGAUCUAUCUGGUACGACUGAGGUAAUAAGUGGACAAAGUCAUGGCACCUCCACAACUGAUGAAUUUGGUACCACUGAGAUUACAACUCCACCAACUGGUGGCACGUCCACAUCUGAUCAAUUUGGAACAACUGAGGUAACAAUUGGACAAACUGAUGGCACUUCCACAACAGAUGAAGUUGGUACUACGGAUGUAACAACUGGGCAUAUUAUUGGCACGUCCACAACUGAUCAAUCUGGAACCACUGAUUUAACAAGUGAGCAAACUAGUGGGACUUCUACAACUGAUCAAUAUGGGACAACUGAGGUUACAAGUGUGCAAACUGAUGGCACCUCUACAACUGGUCAGACUUUUACAACAAAUGAGUCCUACACAGCUGUUUCCAGUGAUGCCACUUUAACAACCGACAAAACUGAUACAACUGCUGCAAUGUCCACUAAUCCCACCACAACUUCUGACCAAACUCUCACGAAUGGUGCAACUUCUUCCAAUGUUUACAUCACAACCACUGAAUCAGCUGUACCAAGUGAAACCACAGAGGACACAUCCACAACUUAUCCAUCCAGAACAACCGAGGUAACAAGUGGGCCGACUGAAGGCAUCUCAACUCAUCAAUCCGAUAAAACUGAUUUAACAACUGUGCAACUAACCACACCAUCCACUAACCCACCCACUCAGCCACCAUCAACAGCCCCAACUAACCCUCCUACAAAUCCAGCAACUCACCCAACCACUGAACCAACAGUUUCCACCGUGGAGCCACCAAAAUGUGAGAAUGGAGGAACAUUCAAUGGAUACAACUGUACAUGUCCUAUUGGAUUAUUUGGACUUGCUUGUGAGAUGGUUACUCAUGUUGAGUCAGAUAUAAUCACAAGAACGGCAUUGGUUAAUUUGGUGAUCAACCAAGAAUAUAAUGUAAAAUAUGAGGACAAAACAUCACGUGAAUACAAAGAAUUUGUUGGGAACUUCACUAACCAGAUGAAGAAAUAUUACCUGGCAAAACAGAUACCAAACUUUAAAGAAGUGGUGGUAAUUAGUGUCAGCCCUGGAAACCCUUUGGUCAGAUUCUCAAAUAACACUGUGGAUGAGAUAAAAUUAUGGGAUGAAGCCAUGGCGAUCUACAGUAUUAAACCAAGAGCAAAAGGGGUUAAUGUCACACAUUAUGUGGGUCUGGAGAUUCCAAAUAAUGCUAGUGCUGAAGAACUGUAUAAGGAAGAUAUUGAAGCUAUUAAGCAGGCUGUUGAUGGCCUUCUUAGCUGCACAGGAGAAUGUCCUGAUUUCAACGUCACCGCUCCACCCACAGUGAUUACAACGGAGGCUGAUUUGGGAUCGAUCUGUGAAGAGUUUGUUAAAUAUACAGAUAUUGCUAUAUACUACCAACCUGUGCACAUUGAUGGAAAGAUAACAUGUGUGACCGCAUGCCACAGUCAACAUUCAAAUCAUAAAAGAUGCUACAACAGCGGACUCUGCAUAGUAUACAAAGCCACUGGACCUUUUUGCAAGUGUCAUAACGUGGCUGAGACUUGGUACUUGAAUGAGGACUGUAGCAUACCUAUACACAGGACUGCUUUCUAUGCAGGGUUAAGUGGGACCCUUGCUUGUCUGUUAGUGAUAGUGGGAGUCUUGACUGCAUUCUUACUGAGGAACAAACAAAGACAAAAGAGGAGAAGAGACAUUAAAGAGCAGCUGGUGAACCAAUGGCUGAAUGAGGACUUUGAGUGGCCCAGAUCCAGCCAUCCUGCCAUUCACAAUGCUGGAGAUCUCCACAACCUUGCUUACACACAUGAAGACUCUGGACCGUCUUUGGAUACUGACGACAGACCGCCGAGCUCAUCCGCGAGUAUUUACGGGCUGGACACUGAGUACCAGCUGUCAGAUACACCAUACAGACACAAUACUCCAACUACUAAUACUCUCUCAUUUUCUAAUGCUGGACACCCACAAUCUGCCAGCCUGCCUCAACCUAAGAGAAACUUCUCACCUCAGCUGUUGAGGAUCAGCAGGCCUCAGAUAAAGACAUCGUGGGAUGCCUGAGCCCUAAGUCUGCAUCAUUAUGGACAAAGUCUCCGUUCGUCUGUCAAACUGUUGACUCUGACACUUGCUCUUAAAUAUUUUUUUAUGGCUUUCUGAAUAUAAUAUAUACAUAUCUAUACGUACUGCUUUUAGGGGUUUGAUUUAUUUAUUUAUUUAUUUAUUUGUGUAUUUUAAAAUGGCAACAGGGUAAAUGCGUAUUUUCUGUCUUCCUCAUGAGGAAUUCUAAGUAAUGACAACAAAACUGUCGGCGUGUCCACAUGAUACAUGUCAUCCGUGUGACCGGUGCUGUCUUGCAAAACAUUUAAGAUUUUGACUCUGGGACACCUUAUUGACUGCCUGGGCAAUGCCAUAUUACCUAUUGAUUAGAUUAGAUUAGAUUAGAUUCAACUUUAUUGUCAUUGUGCAGAGUACAAGUACAAAGAUGAAAUGCAGUUUGCGU
Perca fluviatilis (European perch) is the source of this 3349-nucleotide messenger RNA. RefSeq names its product mucin-3B-like. NCBI's taxonomy places the organism in Eukaryota, Metazoa, Chordata, Actinopteri, Perciformes, Percidae. The record is from RefSeq and is a predicted model, not a curated record. The transcript has 12 exons. The coding region runs from base 232 to 2910 and encodes 892 amino acids.